Podospora pseudocomata is the source of this 246-nucleotide messenger RNA. RefSeq lists its product as uncharacterized. The record is from RefSeq and is a predicted model, not a curated record. NCBI's taxonomy places the organism in Eukaryota, Fungi, Ascomycota, Sordariomycetes, Sordariales, Podosporaceae. The transcript is spliced from 2 exons. Bases 1 to 246 code for a protein of 81 amino acids.
AUGGCCAAGAAGGUGUAUACAUCUCUGGAAACAUCAGAGCUGGACGAUGUCUCGGUUAGAACUGCGCUUCACGGUGCGGUCGUUGCUUUGAGAGAUGAGUGGGUCCAGCAAGAGGAGGAAGCCGGACGUGGAGAGACGAGGGGAGAUAGGAAUCUUGAGUUGUGCCAGUGGUCAUCGCGAGAGAAGGCAUUCGCCAGCUACGUUGCGGUCAUGUCUCGAACAGCAGACAGAUUACAGCAGCCAUAG